UUGAAUCUGCUGUGCACGUUUUACUGGAAUACAAUGCUUUAGUGACUCCUCCAGCCUCGGUAAAGUGGAUGCAUCAUAGGCAUGGACUCUGUCUGAGAAAGGUGGACUUGGCUAACUGACCAUGGCGCUCACAGGUAGGGGCUUAGGCCGGUUUCAUUUGGUUUUGCUGCUCUUAUGGACUCUAUCGCAGUACUCAGCAUCCAGCCAAGUCCGUCAAGAGUUCCAGGUCCUGGAGGAGCAGCCUAUUGGCACCUACGUGGGCACGAUAGAGACCAAGCCCAGCUUCACGUACCGCUUCAGUGAGAACCACAAACUUUUUGCAAUUAACGGCACCACGGGGGUCAUUUACACCUCCUCGCUGAUUGACAGGGAAGUUUUGCAAAGUGAUGUCAUCAACGUGGUGGUGCUGUCCAGCCAGCCCACGUACCCCACGGAGGUCAGGAUUGUGGUUUUGGAUAUUAAUGACAACUCCCCUGUGUUUCCAGACGCGUCUAUUGUCGUGUCUUUCAAGGAGGACGCGAGCAGUGGCAGGCAAGUGAUCCUGGACACUGCCACAGACUCAGACAUUGGGAGUAACGGAGUUGAUCACACCACGUACAGAAUAGUGAAAGGCAACGAGCAGAGGAAAUUCCGCUUGGAUAUUACAGUCAAUCCUAGUGGAGAGGGGGCAUUCUUGCACCUUGUUUCCACUGGAGGCUUGGACAGGGAAGUGACUCCCUUCUACCAGCUCCUGAUUGAAGUGGAGGACAAAGGAGACCCCAAAAAGUUUGGCUACCUGCAAGUAAACGUCACAAUCCAAGACAUAAAUGAUAACCCUCCUAUGUUUGACCAAGAUCAGUAUCAAACCAGUGUUUUUGAGGAUGCAGCAGUAGGUUCUAGUAUUUUGCAGAUUACAGCAUCAGAUCAGGAUGAGGGAGCCAAUGCUGAAAUCAGGUACUUUUUAGAUGAAGGAUCACCUUUCCAAAUAGACCCUAAAGCUGGUACGAUUAUUAUAAAAGAGGGAUUGGAUUAUGAGAGUAAGAAGGAGUACUCCCUGACUAUUCAUGCUGUAGACAACGGGGUGCCGUCUCUGUCAGGCAGAACAGAAGCCACGAUCAAACUUUUAGAUGUGAAUGAUAACGACCCGGUGGUGAAGUUUAGAUAUUUCCCUACGACUUCCAAGUUUGCCUCCGUGGAUGAAAAUGCACAGAUUGGCACGGUUGUCGCUCUGCUCACUGUUUCAGAUUCUGACUCCCCGACAGCUAAUGGUAACAUAUCUGUGUCAAUCUUAGGAGGCAACGAGCAGAGACACUUUGAAGUGCACACGUCUCCUGUGCCCAAUUUAAGUCUGAUCAAAGUUGCCAGUGUGUUAGACAGAGAGAGGAUUUCCUCAUACAACCUGACUGUGUCUGUGUCAGACAAUGGUAAGCCGAUUGCCAGGUCCUCCUAUGCCAGUCUAGUUAUAUUUGUGAAUGAUAUCAAUGAUCACCCACCUAUAUUCCAGGAAACGCUGUACAGAGUAGAUAUCAGUGAAGACAUACCAAAAGGCAGCUACAUUAAAGGGGUUUCUGCAACAGAUGGGGACUCUGGGCAGAAUGCCAACUUGCGCUACUCCCUGGUGUCUGGAAACGCUUUGGGCUGGUUCUCCAUCAGUGAAAACAGUGGUCUGGUAACAAGCGCUGCUUUGCUGGACAGGGAAAUAGCAUCUGAAAUUGUGCUCAACAUUAGUGCCAAAGAUCAGGGGCUGCAGCCCAAGAUUUCCUACACUAAACUUGUAGUCAACAUCACUGAUGUGAAUGAUCAAGUGCCCACAUUUACACAGAGCACGUUUCACGUUUCCCUGGUGGAGCAUGCUCCUGCCGGCACUGAGCUGGUGGUGCUGUCUGCCUCAGAUGACGACCUCGGGGCCAAUGGAACUAUCCGGUUCUCAUUUGAUGCAGAGAGUCCUGCGACAGUCCAGGAGCUGUUUCGCCUGGAUGCCGUGUCAGGGCGAUUAAGCACAGCCGUGGAGCUAGACAGAGAGGAUCAGGCCUCCUACUUACUCCACAUCCAGGCUGCAGACGGUGGCAGCCCUCCUCUGCACUCUGUAGGAAGAGUCAACAUCACCCUGAGGGAUAUCAACGACAACAGGCCAGUUUUCUACCCUGUGCAGUAUUUUGCUAAUAUAAAAGAGAAUGAGCCCUCAGGCUCUUAUGUUACCACUGUUUCAGCCACAGAUCCAGAUUUGGGUCGAAAUGGCACAGUCAAAUACAUCAUUACAGCUGGAGACUCUUCAAAAUUCCGUAUUAAUAGUAACACAGGGAAAAUUAGCACGCUUGUGCCCCUUGACAGAGAGGAGAAAACAGCUUACCAGCUGCAGGUGACAGCAGCAGAUGGUGGCGGUUUGCGCUCACACAUCCAGGCCAUAGUCACUGUGACAGUCAUAGACACACAGGAUAACCCACCAGUCUUCAGCCAGAUAGUUUACAGCUUUGUCAUGUUUGAGAAUGUGGGCAUAGGGACAGUUAUAGGGACUGUGUCAGCCACCACUGUAGAUUUAAACACAAACAUUUCAUAUCUGAUCACCUCGGGGGACCAGAGGGGGCUCUUUACUGUGAACAGUGCAGGUCAGAUCACAGCAUCCAGCCAGAUAGACAGAGAGGAGCAGGGUUUCUAUCAGCUUAAAGUUGUAGCCAGAGCUGGGGAGAUCACAGGAGAGGCCUUUGUUAACAUCACUGUGAAGGACUUGAAUGAUAAUGCUCCUCAUUUCAUUCAUGCUGUGGAGCAUGUGAGUGCAGUGGAGAACUGGAGCACAGGUCAUGUCAUUUUCCAGGCUAAAGCCUCAGAUCCUGACGAGGGGACGAAUGGCGUUGUGGUCUACAGCCUCAAACAAAACCCCAAAGGCCUGUUUCAUAUUCAUGAGAAGCACGGCCUCAUCACGCUCACCGGGCCACUGGAGGUCACCACAAGCUCUUACGAGGUCGAGGUCAUCGCAUCAGACAUGGGGGUUCCCAAGCACACAUCCAGCCUCAUCCUUAUUGUCAGCGUGUAUGACGUCAAUGACAACUCACCGGUGUUCGACCAGCUCUCAUACGAGGUCAUUAUCUUUGAGUCUGAGGCUGUCAACAGUCGCUUUUUUAAAGUGGAAGCCACCGACAAAGAUUCUGGACUAAAUGGCGAGAUUAUGUACGACAUAGUCGGGGGAAACACAGGUGAUGUGUUUGGCAUUUUUCCAGAUGGGCAGCUGUACAUCAAAGUGGAGCUGGACAGAGAGAUACAGGACAGAUAUAACUUAGUGGUGGUGGCUAAAGACCGAGCCGUUGAACCACUAAGUGCCACUGUGAAUGUCAGUGUGAUUCUGGAUGAUGUGAAUGACAACCGUCCCCUCUUUAACAGCACCAACUAUGUCUUUCAUUUUGAGGAGGAACAGAAGAGAGGCUCGCUGGUGGGCCGUGUUUUUGCAGAGGAUAAGGACUUUGGCCCAAACAGUGAGGUCAGGUAUACGUUUGAGACUCCGCAGUCCAACUUUGAGCUCAACGCCAUCACAGGGGAGUUGACCAGCACUCUACAGUUUGAUCGGGAGUCACUUAUGAGACAAAGAGGCGCCGCCGUGUUCAGCUUUGUCGUCGUCUCGUCAGACCAGGGUCUCCCCAAACCCCUCAGAGACCAGGCCAAAGUGCAAGUUUACAUUCAAGACAUCAACGACAACCCGCCUAAAUUCACCAAAGACAUUUACCAGGCCUCCAUCUCUGAGUCCGCUCAAAACAUGACACAACUGCUGAGGGCCUCGGCCUCUGAUGUAGACGAGAACAAAAAUGGACUUGUUCAUUAUCACAUCUCUGAGGGCAACGAGGAAGCACAGUUUACUAUUGAGAACACCUCUGGACAGGUUACUUUAAUAGGAAAGCUUGAUUAUGAAUCUACAUCCUCCUAUUCAUUGAAAAUCAUAGCUGUUGAUGCUGGAGCUGUGCCCCUGUCCUCCUCCUGUAUGCUCAGUAUAAGCAUCCUGGAUGAGAAUGACAACUCCCCCUCCUUCCCUAAAUCCUCACUGUCUGUGGACGUGCUGGAGAACAUGAGGAUAGGGGAGCUCGUGGCCUCUGUCACAGCCACAGAUGCAGACUCAGGCCAGAACGCCGACAUAAUGUACAGCAUCACAGCCACAAACAACCACGGCACUUUCAGCAUCAGCCCCAACACUGGCAGCAUCUUUCUGGUUAAAAAGCUGGACUAUGAAACGCAGUCUUUUUACAAACUGAACAUCACUGCAAAGGACAAUGGCAGACCGCCCCGCUCCUCGUCCAUUCCUGUGGUCAUCCACGUCAGGGACUUUAAUGACAACCCUCCUGUGUUUGCUCCUGGUGACAUUUUCAAAUCCAUCCCUGAAAAUCUUCCCUACUCGGCCUCAGUCAUGACAAUAACAGCACAUGACACUGAUGCAGACAUAAAUGGACAGCUGGAGUACUCCAUUGUUCAACAGAUUCCCAGAGGGAGCCACUUCAGCAUUGAUUCAAGCUCUGGGCUCGUUUACACCAACAAGGAAAUCGACAGGGAGUUUUCCAACCUGUUUGAACUGACCAUCAAAGCCACCGACCAGGCAGUUCCGGUUGAAUUCCGCCGCUUUGCUCUGAAAAACGUCACAAUAUGGGUCACAGAUCUGAACGAUAAUGUCCCGAGUUUUGUGUCACAGAAUGCCCUUGUUGCCGAACCCAACAUAGUCAUCGGCUCCAUCCUGACGACAGUGGUGGCCUUUGACCCUGACGAUGGGGCGAACGGGGAAGUGGAGUACGAGCUCGUAGAAGGGGACUCAAACACUUUCAUCAUGGACAGGUACAGCGGAGAUAUUCGCCUUGCCUCCCAGCUGGUCCCAUCCCGUCUGAUGUACACCCUCAGCGUAUCAGCCACUGACCACGGCACAGACCGCAAGACUUCCAGAACCGAGCUCACCAUCAUCCUCCAAGGCCUGGAUGGGCCUGUUUUCUCCCAGCCAAAAUACAUCACAAUCCUGAAAGAAGGCCAGCCGCCAGGCACGAACGUCAUCUCUCUGGAUGCUUCAAGUCCACGUGGCUCAGCGUCCAAAGUGGAGUAUUUCAUCGUGGCAGUUCGCAGUGGUGGGAAAGCAGUGGGACGUCUUUUCACCAUUGGCCGCCACACUGGAGUGAUACAGACGGCUGCAGAGCUGGACCGGGAACAAGGCUCAGACCUCUACCUGGUGGAUGUGUAUGCCAUCGAGGCGGAUGCCAGCCAGCCCAGAACACAGCGUGCUGAGGUGGAGAUCACGCUGCAGGACGUCAAUGACAACCCGCCUGUUUUCCCUAAUGACAUUCUUGAUGUGACCAUUGAGGAGAACGUCGGAGAUGGCUUCAGGAUAAUGCAGCUAACAGCCACGGAUGCAGACGAGGGUCCCAAUGCUCUUGUGACGUACACCAUCAUCAGCGGGGCAGACGACAGCUUUCGGAUUGACCCGGAAUCUGGUGAUCUGAUAGCCACCAAGAAGCUGGACCGCGAACGGCGCUCGAAAUAUUCCCUCCUGGUGCGAGCAGACGAUGGAAAACAGUCAUCUGACAUGAGGCUGAACAUCACUGUCAAGGACGUCAACGACCACAUGCCCAAGUUCUCCCGUGUUACAUAUUCCUUUGACAUCCCUGAAGACAUGGCAGCGGGCUCCAUCGUGGCGGCGAUCCUGGCCAGCGACUCUGACUCAGGGGUGAACGGAGAGGUCACUUACUCACUGGAGGAGGACGAUGAGGACGAGACGUUCCUCCUGAACCCGGUGACGGGAGUUUUCAACGUGACUCGUCCGCUGGACUACGAGACUCAGCAGUACUAUAUUCUGACAGCCAAGGCCCAGGAUGGAGGGGGGCAGUCCAGCACCGUCAGAGUGUAUUUCAACGUCCUGGAUGUGAACGAUAACGCCCCGGUCUUCAACACCAGUGUGUACAGCACGUCUGUCUCUGAGAGCCUGCCACCUGGAUCAAGCAUUGUUACUGUUGGAGCAAGUGACGCCGAUGAUGGCCCAAAUGCCCAACUCCUGUACAGAAUUGCAUCUGGUGAUCCCCAGGGCCACUUUGUCAUCACCAAGGAGGGAAUGCUCCAAACCAAAAAAGCUCUGGAUAGAGAAACCCAGUCCUUCUACAACCUAGUGAUUACAGUGAAUGACCUGGCUCCACCCCCCAUGACCCGCUUCACGAGCACUGCCCAGGUGUCGGUCAUCCUUCUGGACGUCAACGACUGCCCGCCGACCUUCACCUCUCAAAAGAUGACCUACAUCCAGGAGAACACUCCAGUGGACACCGUCGUGUUCAUUGCCAAGGCUACAGACGCCGACAGUGGACCUAACAGCUAUGUCGAGUACUCCCUCAAAGGACCGUUUGGAAACAAGUUCAGCAUCGGGACAAUCGAUGGAGACGUCAGGCUGGUGGGGGAACUUGACCGAGAGGAGCUUUCAAACUACACCCUCACUGUCGUAGCUACGGAUAAAGGUGAACCCCCGCAGUCUUCAACUAUGGACGUGACUAUGAUUGUUCUGGACGUCAACGACAACACACCAAGCUUUUCCCAGAAUAUCUAUGAUAUCGAAAUCGAGGAGAACACUCUGACUGGAACGGACGUCAUCCAGGUGUUCGCCAGCGAUGCAGACGAAGGCACCAACGGGCAGAUUCGGUUCUCCAUCUCAGGCGGCAACACUAACUCUGACUUCAGGAUUGAUUUGGUUACAGGCGUGAUUUCAGUCGCCAAGCAGCUGGACCGUGAGACACGUUCGUCUUACUCGCUGGUGGUCCAAGCGGCUGAUCGAGGCAGCAGCCCCAGGGUGGACCAGGCAACAGUCAACAUCGUGCUGCUGGACGUUAAUGACUGCGCCCCGGUGUUUGAGCUCUCCCCUUACAGCGUCAACGUCCAGGAGAACGUGGAGAACCUACCAAAAAACAUUCUGCAGGUUGUUGCCAGAGACGAUGACCAAGGCGCCAACGGGCAGCUCAGCUACAUGCUAAGUGGUGGGAACGACGAGGGCGCGUUCAGCCUCUCGUCCAGCGGUCAGCUCAGCCUGACCCAGACUCUGGACCGGGAGGCUCAGGGGAAAUACAUCCUCCUGAUUACAGCCACCGACUCAGGUUCUCCAUCGCUGAGCGGGACGGGGACAGUAACAGUUCUGGUAAACGACGUGAACGACAACGUCCCUGUUUUCACGUCCUCCACCUUCCACACCACCAUCAUGGAGGACGCUCCGACGGGGACAGACGUUCUGUUGGUGAACAGCUCUGAUGCAGAUGUGGGCCUCAACGGUGUUAUAAGCUACAGUCUGAGCGGAGGACACGGCCAGUUCUCAAUCAACCCGGCUACAGGACAGAUUAUCACCAGCUCCCUGCUGGACCGAGAAGAAAGGGCCUUUUACCAGCUGCUGGUUGUAGCAACAGAUGGAGGGCAGCCCGAGGGCAUGUCCAGCUCUGCCACUGUAUCUGUGACGGUGGCUGACAUCAACGAUAACCCUCCUCGCUUCCACCACCACCCCUACGUCACCCAUAUACCAGCCUCGAGUACAGCAGGGUCUCUGGUCUUCGCUGUGACUGUCACUGAUGAGGACUCCGGCUCCAAUUCCCAGCUGCACUACGCCCUGAUCGGACGCAACUCUGAAAAGUUCAAGAUCGACCCAGUCAGAGGAGCCAUCACUGCCAACGAGAGGCUAACUGGAAGCUCCGAAGUCACCCUCACAGUCCGGGUAAAAGACGGCGGAGCUAACCCCAAAACGGAUACGACCACAGUGACCGUCCGCUUUGUCACCGGAGGAAACUUCCCCGUCAUCAAACUGAAGGAGCAUGCAUUCACGUUUCCUGAGAGCCAGCCAACCAAUCACAUCGUUACAACAGUGACUGGGUCUUCUAUGAGAGGUGGACCGUUGUCAUAUUACAUUGCAAGCGGCAACCUGGAUAAUGCUUUCCACGUCGAUCAGCUAACAGGAGAACUGUCGAUCAGACAUCCACUGGAUUAUGAACACAUUCAGAAGUAUGUUCUCUGGAUUGAAGCCAGAGAUCAAGGCUUCCCACCUUAUUCCUCUUAUGAGAAAAUUGAAGUCACAGUUCUGGACGUGAAUGAUAAUCACCCAGUGUUUGAUAAGGAUCCUUUCCACGCUGAUAUACUCGAGAACCUUUCACCUCAGAGGGUGCUAAUGGUGUCUGCCGUGGAUCUGGACAGCGGGCCGAAUGGACAGCUGGAAUACGCCAUCAUUGACGGCAACAAGGAGAACAGCUUCAGCAUAAACAGAGGGACCGGUGAAAUUCGAACCACCAGGCCACUAGACCGUGAAAAGGCAGCUCAGUACUCUUUGAAAGUCAAAGCCACAGACCGGGGGCUGCCUCCUAAAAGCACGGCAGUGAAAGUGUUAAUCAACGUACUGGAUGUGAACGACAACGCUCCGAGGUUUUCAAAGAUCUUUAGUGCUACGGUGGCUGAAAACGCCCCGGUUGGUUACACUGUCACCAGAGUCACCACCACAGAUGAGGAUGCAGGUUCAAAUGCUGUGAGCAAAUACUCCAUCACAGACACCAGCCUUCCAUUCAGCAUCAAUCCAAACACAGGAGAUAUAACGAUCAGCAGGCCUCUUAACAGAGAAGACACAGAUCAUUACAUUGUCAAAGUGUCUGCCCAUGACUCUGGAUGGACUGUGAGCACAGAUGUCACCAUAUUCAUCACAGAUAUUAACGAUAAUGCUCCAAGAUUUAGCCGUCCCUCUUACUACCUGGACUACCCUGAGCUCACUGAGGUGGGCUCUCUGGUCACACAGGUGUCCGCCACAGAUCCUGAUGAGGGUUUCAACGGCAAAAUCUUCUAUUUCAUUCGGUCCCAGUCCGAGUAUUUCAGAAUAAACGCCAGCUCUGGAGAGAUAUUCGUGAAGCAGCAGUUGAAAUAUCAGAAUUCGACUGGUAGCAUAAAUAUAAAUCGUCACAGCUUCAUCGUCACAGCCUCAGACCGAGCUGUCAAGCCUUUGAUGAGUGAAACGACAGUAAUAGUAAACAUUGUAGACAGCAAUGAUAAUCCCCCUGAGUUUGAUUCCCCUAGCUACUUCACUCCUGUCACUAAGAGUGUUAAAGUUGGCACCAAAUUAAUCAGGGUUGUAGCUCAUGAUAAGAAAGACUUUGGCCUUAAUUCAGAGGUAGAGUAUUUAAUAACAGGAGGGAACAGCUCUAGUAAAUUCAAACUAGACAAAACAAGUGGAUGGAUUACUGUAGCGUCCUCCCUUACAUCAGAUACAAAUAAAAUGUUCCUCAUUGACACUACAGCGACUGACAGAGGAAACCCCCCUCUGUCAGUACGGACGUCAGUGAGAAUCGCUGUCACGGAGGAAAACCACCACACGCCUGAGUUCUCACAAAGCCAAAUCUCAGCCACUGUACCUGAGAGCCUUGCUGUAGGAACGGCAAUAAGAACCGUAUCUGCCAGAGACAAAGAUAAAGAAAUGAACGGCCUUAUCACGUACAAUAUAACUUCAGGCAAUGACAGGGGUCUGUUCUCACUUAAUGCUAAAACUGGAGUGUUAUCCCUCGCUCAGCCGUUGGACUCUGAAGAGAAACAACAACACGAGCUGAGAGUUUCAGCAACCGAUGGGGGUUGGAUUUCCAAAACAAGCUAUGUCUCUGUCACAGUCCACGUGACUGAUGUAAAUGACAACCCUCCUGUGUUUGAACCUGAGGAGUAUUUCCCCAUUGUGCAGGAGAACGUUCCCAGUGGCACCACUGUGGUCAAAAUGAACGCCACAGACCGGGACUCGGGAGCAAACGCAGUCAUGGCUUAUGUGAUACAGUCUUCAGACAGUGACCUCUUUGUUAUUGACCCGAACUCGGGUACCAUUACCACCCAGGGCUUCUUGGAUUACGAGGCUAAGCAGGUCUACCAUUUAACAGUAAAGGCCUUCAAUGUCCCAGACGAGGAGCGCUGCAGCUUCGCCAAUGUCAACAUUCAGCUUAAGGGAGCCAAUGAAUACGUACCCCGCUUUGUCUCCAAACAGUACUACUUUGAAAUCUCUGAAGCUGCUCCAAAAGGCACAGUGGUCGGGGAAGUGUUCGCCAGUGAUCGGGACCAAGGAGAUGAUGGAGUGGUUUACUACCUCAUUUUUGGGAAGAGCAGAAAGAAGGGCUUCGGCAUCAACAAGACAACGGGCCAGAUUUAUGUCACAGGUACUCUAGACCGUGAGAAAGAGGAAAAGAUUUCAUUAAAGGUGUUGGCAAAGAACGCAGGAAGUAUCCGUGGAGCAGAUAUUGACGAGGUCUUUGUUAACAUUACAAUUCUUGAUGCCAAUGAUCCUCCUGUUUUUACCCAAGAGCUGUAUGAUGUGCAAAUCAGUGAAGGUCUUUCACCUGGUGGUCUUGUUACCUUUGUGAGUGCUGAGGACUCAGAUUCUGUCCCAAGCUGGAGCAGAUUCUCUUACACCAUUGCUCCUGAGUCUGAUAAAAAUAUUUUCACUAUCAACCCAAAAACCGGGCAAGUGUCUGUGGCUGCAGAGCUAGACAGAGAAAGGACCCCAGUGUAUAACCUGACAGUUCUUGCUGUGGAUACUGGCACACCUGCUGCCACCGGAAGCACCACCGUGAUUGUCAAUUUGGAAGAUAUCAACGACAACGGUCCAACUUUGACAACCGCCUAUGCUGAGGUUAUGGAGAAUCAGAGAGCUGGCACUGCAGUGACAACUCUAACAGCGUCUGAUCCAGAUUUAGCACCCAACCAAGGCCCGUUCUUAUUCAGCCUUCUCAGCUCUGGAUCUGCAAACAGCUACUUCACCCUGAGUCCAGCUGGAGUGCUGACAACCAGUCGGGAGAUUGACAGAGAACAGAUUAGUGACUUCUACCUCUCUGUUGUGAUCAAAGACUCUGGUGUGCCUCAAAUGUCCUCCACCGGAACAAUCCACGUCAAAAUUAACGAUCAAAACGACAAUCCGUCAGAGUCCAGGUCUAUGGAAAUCUUUGUCCACUACUUUGGGAACAUGUUUCCUGGAGGCUCUUUGGGAGAUGUCAAACCCCAAGACCCUGACAUCCAGGACAGAUUCCAUUGCUCCCUUAUUCCUCCAUCCUCCGGGCUGUUUAAUAUUCCAACUGGAACCUGUUCCCUCAACUCUAAAGCCCGUUCAACGGAUGGAACCUUUGAACUAACCAUCCGCAGCAGUGAUGGCGUCCACGGUUCAGUCAGCAAUACAGCGAGGAUCCUCUUCAUGGGCUUCACAAAUGCGACAGUAGACAACAGCAUACUUAUCAGACUCCAGGCUCAGGGGGUCAAGAGCUUCCUUACCAACCACUACCUCAGUUUCUUACGUAUUGCCAACUCUCAGCUAGCAGGACUAGGCACCGGGGUGCUGCUAUAUGGAGCAUUCGAACUCAACAAUCAGACUUUCCUAAUGGCAGCUGUGAAAAGAGGCCAUGGACAAUAUGUCAACCCCAGUGGCGUGGCAACAUUCUUCCAGAGUAUCAAAGACGUUUUAUAUAGACAGAGCGGGGUGCAAAUAGAUGCGGUGGACCAUGAUCCUUGCACCCGUAACCCUUGCCAGAAUGGAGGCAGCUGCAAGCGGCGCCUCAGUGUCGGGCCUGAUAUGAAGACAGAAGAAAGUGUCCCAGUGAUCCUUGUUUCCAACCACCCCCUGCAGCCCUAUGCCUGUAGCUGUAGGCCGGGAUACACAGGAGCUCUGUGUGAGACAGACAUAGACGAGUGCCAGCCAUCGCCCUGUCACAAUGGCGGCACCUGCCACAAUCUGGUGGGGGGCUUCUCCUGCACCUGUCCUGAGGGUUUCACCGGGAUGGCCUGUGAGAGGGAUAUCAAUGAAUGCCUUUCCAAUCCAUGCAAGAAUGGAGCGCUGUGCCAGAACUUCCCCGGCGGCUUCAACUGCCUCUGCAAAUCCGGCUUUGCAGGCAGAACGUGUGAUUCCAUCAUCAAUCACUGUGAGUGUAACCCUUGUUUUAAUGGCGGGUCCUGUCAGAAUCGAGUGGAUGGAUAUUACUGUCAUUGUCCAUUUGGGGUUUUCGGCAAGCACUGUGAACUGAACAGCUACGGCUUUGAGGAGCUCUCCUACAUGGAGUUUCCGUCUUUGGAUCCCAACAAUAACUACAUAUAUAUCAAGUUUGCUACCCUGCAGAGCAAUGCGCUGCUUAUGUACAACCACGAUAACCAGACCGGAGACAAGGCGGAGUUCCUGGCUCUGGAGAUCUUCGAGGGACGGAUGCGAUUCUCCUUUAACUUGGGGAGUGGAACUUAUAAACUGAUGACCAUGAUAAAAGUUUCAGAUGGGCAGUUCCACACAGUCAUCGCCAGGAGAGCUGGCAUGGCUGCAUCCCUGACUGUGGACCUGUGUGGAGAGGACCAAGAACCAAGCUACUGUGCUGUGAGCAAUGUGGCCGUACACACUGACUGGAUCCUGGACGUGCAGCCCAACAGGCUCUCAGUUGGAGGUGUCAGGUCAAUAGAAGCUGUCCUUCAUCGGCGUGGUCAAAUCGCCACCCACGACUUUGUCGGCUGCAUCAUGGAGUUUGCCGUCAACGGGCGCCCGCUGGAGCCCAGUCAGGCUCUGGCAUCGCAUGGCAUUCUUGACAGAUGUCCGAGACUGGAAGGAGCCUGCACCGCCAGCCCCUGCAGACACGGGGGAACCUGUUUGGACCACUGGUCCUGGCAGCAGUGCCAGUGCGUAGAAGGCUUUACUGGCAAAUUCUGUGAGAAAUACAUGACAGCAGACACCGCCCUGUCCCUGGAUGGAACCGGCCGUCUGGACUACUCCAUGAAGCAGGGUCCUAAACGUGACAUCCUUCUGAGACGGUCUCUGCAGGGGGUGACCUCUGACCCCGCCAGUCCCAGCAGCUUGGAGGUGAAGUUCAGGACACGCAGCAAGACUGGCACCCUGCUGCAUGUGCAGGAGAGCAGCAACUACACCACUGUCAAGCUGAGAAAUGGUAACAUCCACUACAUCUCGGAUGCUGGCGUCGGGGGAAAGGUGGAGCGGACCAUUGGGGAGGCCGUUUUAUCGGACGGCCUGUGGCACACGCUCCAGCUGGUCAAAAACAGCUCGGCCACGGUGCUCCAGGUAGACGGCAGCCACGCCAAAGUCAUCCAACAUGCCACUCAGGACUUUGGAGGUCUCAGCGUUUUGACCUUUUCACUGGGAGGGAUCCCACCGGGACCAGCUCAGCAGAAAACUGCAGCAGGUUUUGAUGGCUGCCUGGCUUAUGUGAAGUACAACCGGGAGAACCUGCCUUUCACUGGAGAACACAGCCUUGUCACUCUAACAAAGACCAGCUCAUCUGUCAAGAUCGGCUGCAGGGGUCCUAACCUGUGCGAGAGUAGUCCAUGCUGGGAAGGCUUGAUGUGUGUCAACCAGUGGUAUACCUACCAGUGUGUCCCGCCUGGCGACUGCGCCUCUAAUCCCUGCCAGAACCAUGGAAGCUGUGUGCCAGACCAACGCUCAGGUUUCACCUGUGUCUGCUCUGAGUUUUACACAGGGAAGACUUGUGAGACCCUGGUGGCCUGUCUGGGGGUCCAGUGCCCUCAGGAUACUGUCUGUAAGACAGCCAACAACGGCGGGUACGUCUGCAGCCCCAACCCCACAGCAGAGACAAUGGUUCUCCCCAUCUGGGCGGUGCCUGCUAUCGUUGGCAGCUGUGCCACUGUCCUUGCCCUGGUGGUGCUCAGCCUGAUCCUGUGCAACCACUGCAGGGACCGCAACAAGACCAAAGUGCCAAAAGAACCCAAGGAGAAGAAACCCAAGGAGAAGAAGAAGAAGAAAAAGAAGAAGGGUAGCGAGAACGUAGCCUUUGAUGACCCAGAUAACAUCCCGCCUUAUGGAGAUGACAUGACUGUACGGAAACAACCAGAAGGGAACCCUAAACCAGACAUCAUUGAGCGGGAGAACCCGUACCUGAUCUAUGAUGAAACAGACAUUCCCCACAACAAUGAGACCGUCCCCAGUGCUCCCUGCGCCCCUUGUAAUGGCCCAGAGCCAGACAUUGAACACUACGACAUUGACAACGCAAGCAGUAUCGCCCCCUCAGAUGCAGAUAUCAUCCAACACUACAAGCAGUUCCGCAGCCACACACCCAAGUUCUCCAUCCAGAGACACAGCCCACUGGGCUUCGCCAGACAGUCUCCUCUUCCCCUUGGAGCCACGAGCUACACCUACCAGCCUCAGUACACCCAAGCACUGAGAUCCACUCCACUCAGCCACUCCCACUCAGCUUGCCCCACGCCGAACCCUCUCUCCAGACACUCCCCAGCUCCGUUCAACAAACCCGCUUCCUUUUACCGAAACACUCCAACAAGGGAACUCAACCUGGCUCGCCGAGAGGGCAGCCCGAUGGACCUGCACAGCGACAUGUGUCAGCCACCUCCCAUGUUUAACUACGCCACCCGGCUGGGGAGGCGCAGCAAGAGUCCGCAGACCAUGGCCAGCCAUGGCCACACCUCAAGGCCUGGCAGUCGACUCAAGCAGCCGAUCGAGCAGAUCCCCCUGGAGACGGGGCCUCCUGUGGGGCUGUCCAUCGAGGAAGUGGAGCGGCUGAACACUCCACGUCCACGCAACCCGAGCAUCUGCAGCGCUGAUCAUGGGCGCUCUAGCUCAGAAGAGGACUGCCGCAGGCCGCUAUCAAGGGUGCGUAACCCUGCCGAUGGCAUCCCUGCCCCAGAGUCCUCUUCAGAAAGUGACUCACAUGACUCCUUCACCUGCUCGGAGAUGGAGUACGACCGGGAAAAGCCGGUCUCUUACAGCUCGAGAGUUCCCAAGCUCUCUCAAGUGAACGAGUCAGACGCUGACGAUGAGGAUUACGGCGGGAGGCUCAAGCAGAGGAGGUACUCAAGCCGGAGGGCGGAAGGUGGGCCUGGCAUUCCCCAGAUGCCUCCCACUGACCAGCACUACACCCUGCCCCACAAAAUGGGCCAGCAAGCCGGGGGCUUCAACUGGGACAAUCUGUUGAACUGGGGCCCUGGCUUUGGACAUUAUGUUGAUGUGUUUAAGGACUUAGCCUUGCUGCCAGAGAAUGCAGCAGCAAAAGACAUUGAAAUGAACAGUGGGGAUGGCUCGGUGACCAUUCUCAAUGAAGGAGAAGCCGAGCAAUAUGUAUGAGACUAUUUAUUACAGUGGUGUAGAAAAUGGUGAUGUUCUCUAAUUUCAGUAAAAAAAAAAAAGAAGGAAUACUGUAUAUUUCUAGAGAACAUUGGACUACAUGUUUUUUUUACAUUAUUCAAGUUACAAGACGACUUUCAAUGCAGUAAGGCAGAACAAUUAUAUCUAAAACACAACCAAGUCAGCCACCUUGGACUAGUUUACCAGUCUUUUCCAUGUCCAACCUCAACUGUACAAUCGUGCAUUCAUCUCUCUGCGGCCUCAUUACAGCGUAUCCGUUGACACCGAAUGGCUCAACUAUAUAGAAAAAAGUAAUCCAUGUCUGAAUUCCAUUUAGUGACUGCAAAGCUCCUUCCAUGUUAUCUUGAUCAAACAUUUCUGCUUUUUAUUACCAAUAUUGCCUCUCCUUUCCAGAAACUUCUACAACUUCAUAGCUGAGAGAUAGGACGGCAGAUAAUAUUAACACUCACAGGAAGAGAAUUCCAACGAGCCGUGGAGAAAAAAAGGCAACUCCCGGUCUCUUGUCUUUUUAAGGGUCAAUUUUUAAUUUACUUAAAAGGAAGCAUGUGUGUUUGAUCUGAGUGCACCUGUAGGUGACAGGACGUAGCCCCUUGGUGUGAGAGUAAGUACAGUUUUGCACGCAUGGUAUAGUAGACCCCACCUUGUUAUGAUUUCUUUUCUCUGUCUAUCUUUAAUUUGGUGUGUUUUCUCAAAGAAGACUGGCUAAACGCUCCAAGAGUGAGGGUUUAAUCAAGUUCCCCUGCCUUACAGACAUUUGAGGAUCUCAGUACGGGGGAGGACUUUUCCUCCUCUUCUGUUUUUCUGGCCUGGGUUCAGUAGGAGAGGAGGUUUUUGGCGGGAUAGUGUUUGUCACAAAAAUUACCUUUUCUGACCAGCCAAGUGUUUCUCGGGCAACUACGAUGAUGAUGAUAUUGAUUAUAUUGAUGUAUGGAACCCAACUAAAACACUAUGAACUUGUGUACAUUUUUUUAAUUCAUGAGAAAUCAUGGAGUCAUUUGUUGUUGGUGUCUUUGUCCAUUAUUUUGACAUGUAUGGUUUCUACAUUUUUGUACUGUUUAUUAACUUAAAUUACUUAAACUGUGUUUUUAUGGAUAUUUUCAUAUGCUGAAAUGUAUGUUCUUACUUUCGGGGAAAGUAAGAUUGAAGACUUAUUUUUUACAUUUGUUACAUAUGUAACAUCAGUAUUUUCCACUUUUGAUAAAACUAUAACAUGCUGUAUGCUUUGUACCUGUAAAAAGCCA
Molecule: messenger RNA, 16299 nt
Organism: Notolabrus celidotus (New Zealand spotty)
Lineage: Eukaryota; Metazoa; Chordata; Actinopteri; Labriformes; Labridae
Product: protocadherin Fat 4
Exons: 17
Coding region: 122-15037 (4971 amino acids)
Biological process (GO): homophilic cell-cell adhesion
Cellular component (GO): plasma membrane; cell-cell junction
Molecular function (GO): calcium ion binding
Source: RefSeq, a predicted model, not a curated record